UUGUUUAUUGCAAAUAAACACUAUAGUCUCUUACUCAUAUUUAGGUUAAUCCUUAUCAGUAUUAGUUGACAUCUGGAUACUUUCCAUUUGAAAUGGGAUUUCUAAGGACGCCCAAUGAAAAUAAAAUCCUACCCGACCCUAAUCAGGUGCCCGUUGCUAUAAUUGAACCUUCAUCCAGUAGUGAUGAGGAGGAAGUGAUUGAACCAAUUCGACUGCCUGAGCAUCAGCCUCGUAGACCUGCCCAGCCAAGACGCAAACUUGUGUUGCAAGCAUUGCAGGAUGGGAUCUCCUGCAGGAACUGCAAAGUGGGCCGCAGAUGGUCUCGUAGAAUUGAUAACAAUGCAUUCCUUCAAAAUCUGCUCAAGGGUGAAGAACUACAUGAUGAUAUAAUCGAACAAGAACCAACAGUGUUUGAGAGACUUAUGUGUAAUGAGGAUGCUAUGAAGGCGUGGGAGAAUUUUAUGUGUCAACCAGAAGAAGAACAGCACGCUUUCCUGACAAAGCAGUUCGCUAAAGUGCGAGAGGCUAAGGCGAGAUGUGCCCAAGAGAUGUCUGAGAAGCAGCCUGAUGGAAGACCUGACGAAGGCAGAAAAUACUUUAAGAGAAUUUGUCCCCUGGUUCAGAAGUUCUUGAACAGUGAAGAGUUGCCUAAGGGGACAUUGCUGAGUUUGGAACCUUGCAUUCAUGAGUUCUUCCUUGCGGAACCCACUGGACAAUACAUCAGUGAUCCCCUUGGGAAUGAUGACAGGAAAGUCCUUCAUGGGCUUGCUCAAUAUAUGGAUCUCAAUUCUCAGAGCUUUAACUCUGAAUUGAGCUGUGAUCAUCGCUGUACCAAGGUGACCAACUCUAAAGACACCUUCACUGCUCCUGCCGUGCUGUUGUCCGAGUUCCUUGGAAUCAGCUGAUGCUGUUAUGAAGCCAACAAUACUUCAGCCGUACAUGUCUGUGGAUUGCAGUUAAAACUCAAAGAUUGUACUUUAAGCCCGAAAUCAUGUAUGGUUUCCAAAAUUACUUGUUCUGUUCAGUCAUAAUAUUUUCACCCAUCAGUGGGUGUUAAACCAUUGUUUGUGUUAACACUCUUAACAGUGUUGAAAACCUUACCUAUUAACACAGUAGGUAUUUGAUUGUUUUCACAGUUAUAGUUUAGUUUUUUCAAGUUCUUUGUGUUGGACUAUGUAAGUAUUAAUUUUAUUUCUGACCACUCAGUUUUAUCAUUUCAACUUUGUUUUUUAUUUCAUGGUAUUUUUUAACUACACCAAAAACACACACUUUUUCCUGUAAUAGCCGACUUAAAUACUCGGUAAGUUUGAGGCGUACACUCCUUCCGUUCUGGAAAGGCUUUAAUCAUUUAUUCAAACCAAACUUUAAGGACACUUUUGUAGCACAACCCUAUCUUGGUUUGUUUUACCUAUUAGGGUUGUAACAAAAAUAAAUAAUGCUAUGAGACAAAACCUCUUUCUGCAUAGAAAACCCUCCUGUUACUAACUGGGGAAAGUUAUUCACGUUAUCUUACUAAUACAUGUUAACAAUACUGUACUGUUUUUAUGCUUAGAGAUUAUUAUGUUUUUUUUUUCAUUGUUCUUAUGGUUACUGUUAUAAACAUCAUGCUACUUGUAUCUGACUUUUUUAUUCAGCGUGUGGAUAACAUUUAAAAAUUUUUUUUUUAAAUACACCAAGAGUUCAAAUAUAUUAUAUAAAAUACUUACUCUAAAUUAAAAUAUUCUAAGCAAAGUAUUGUUGCUAGAAAAGGUCUUGUCUUGGAUAUAGAGGUUCUAUUCUAUCUAAAUUGUAGGAUGUCCAGUGAAUUGAUUGUAGGAUGUCCUGAGAAACGUCAUUUUAAAUUAUCAUUUAAAACACCUCAAUGUGAAGUGGCUCCAAAAUGUUUGAAAGAUUGUCAUUUAUUUGGUUGAAGAUCCUGGAAAUCCUUAUUAUGAGUUAAAAAGUUCAUAAACAAUAAAAGUUUUUUUUAUGCAAUAAGUUUAUUUGUUUGUUAGAUUGCAAGUGUGUUCAUUGAGCCAAGCUUAAUGUUUGUGUAGGUAAUAAGCUUUAUAGUGUUCAAGUUUUACAUUGUGUCUUAAAAUAUUUUGCACAACUUACUUGGCAACUUUUACUUUAGUUUUCUUUCACAAACAUAUUUUUACUCAUAAAAAGUUAGAUCUCAUGUAAAUAGUUGUUUUUAAUCCAGAAAUAUCUAUAAGUAGUAAAGGUUAACCAUCCUCACUGCUUAUUUUAAAGGUUUCAUGUAAAUAUUGUUAUUGUUGACAUUCUUGUGUUAUUAGAAACAACUGAUUCAUAUAGAUGGGAUGUAUAUUUCAGCAAACUACUUCAGAUGUCAAGUCAAGUCAAUGCUAAUAUAAGUUACGUUGAACUGCCUAACAAAUCGCAAGGAGUCUUCAUGCUAUAUGUGUUUUAUACUUUUGUAUAUUAGCAUAACCUGUCCAAUCAACUUAUUGGCCUGAGAUGAUAACAUAUGUGUGAACAGUAAAACCUCAUCAAUUCAGACAAAUGUUGGGUUCCAAGUUGUCCAGUUUUAUGAAAUAAUCUCAAUACCAGGACUGUUUGGAUAUCCUUCUAAAAUAAUUACACACCUUAACCUAAAAAAGAUUGAACAAUGUAUAAAAAUACACAACAUUUGUCACCUUAACAAUAUAAACCCACUCCUUGUCCACUAAACAGCAUGCUGCGCAAAAAAACUGUGCAUGCCUAACUUAACUUUAUGAAAUUUAUGUAAAAUGCUGUCAAAUGGCUGUGUGGAUUUGGAUUACACAAAGUCUGUAUUAGAGGGGUUAGGAUUACUAUGCUUUACUGUAUUAACACUCUCUAUUUGAUUUUUGGUAAUACUGCUUUAUGUAAAACAAAUACUUUUUUAGUGUUAAGUGUUAAAAGGAAAAACUUGGAAAAUUAAACAAUGCUUUUAUCCUUACAAUAAUACAUUCAAAAUGAUAGCCAUGUAGGCACACAUAUUAUGGUAUUUGGAUAAGAAUUUGUGUCAACAAUUUGUCAAAUGUGGAUAUGACCAAAGUAAUUUAUCAUAAACUGGAAACUACAGCUUUCUAUCCAAAGAAAUGAUACUGGCUUGGACAUAGUAGAACGCAAAUGGUUUCAGAGUUCUUAAUAUACUGCACCAAUUUUCGUUAUGUUAUUUCACCCGGUUGAAUUUUUGUAUAAAUGUCCAAGCCCAUGGUUAUCUGACAUAUCAAUCUGUAUAGUAAAAAUGUGGUUAAUUUUAUAACUCAGCUACUAUUUAGUGUAAGAACUAUUGUUGAGUGUGCAUAAAAUGUCAUUUGCUUUUCAAAUAUGUGUAAACCAUUGGAUUUUUUAUUCUGAAACCUUGCUUUCUGAAUAAAUGUUAAAGUUACCCAUUAA
Messenger RNA from Macrosteles quadrilineatus (aster leafhopper), 3366 nucleotides. RefSeq lists its product as uncharacterized. The record is from RefSeq and is a predicted model, not a curated record. The transcript is spliced from 7 exons. Lineage: Eukaryota; Metazoa; Arthropoda; Insecta; Hemiptera; Cicadellidae. The coding region runs from base 93 to 905 and encodes 270 amino acids. Gene Ontology annotation, molecular function: nucleic acid binding.